This is a messenger RNA of Haemonchus placei, 1560 nucleotides long. The record is from the annotation of a GenBank genome assembly. Lineage: Eukaryota; Metazoa; Nematoda; Chromadorea; Rhabditida; Trichostrongylidae.
AUGUAUUCAGUAUAUCCGCCGAAGAUGCGUUUUGAAGGUUCCGAAAUGGGAAGUCGAUCUCGUGGUACGUAUGGAUCGCAACAGUACCGUGGUGGUGGUGGUGAUGAUUUUUUCCCUCGCUACGAUUCUAAUAGAGCUAGAGAAUCCACUCGUACGACAAGGAAUGCUCCUGCCGCUCCAGCGACAUAUAGAGGCCGAGUAGAAUCUGAGUUCCGUUCAGCUCGUGGCUAUGAAGCUGAUAGAAAGAGAGACUAUCCAAAUGGCCGUGAAAUGGAUCGCACAAAAAGCAUCAACGAGAAGCGAAGCGCAGAUACUCGGUAUGAAGGAGGCAGAAGAGGCGAUGCUAGAGAUGUUGAGCGAAGUAUUCAUUCGAGAAGUAACGGUAAUGACAGAGGUGCUGAAGCUCGAAUGUCGGACAGUAGUGGUAAUCGGUACAAGUAUCUAGAUGAAGGAUGGUACAACGCAUAUAAACCGCCUACGAGCAUCAGCACUUACCCAGAAGCUAGUCAUGACUACCGUACUUCUCGCAAUGGAUAUGAAAGUCAACCACCUACGAGGGAUACAAGAGAUCGCUAUCGCUACGGCAAAGAAAUAGUCAUGGAAACUCGCCAACUAGAAGAAAGAGUGGCUGCUAUCCAACGUGAGCUGGAAAUGCUCGAGAAGGACAAUGUGGGCAGUCGCAGUACGGAUUAUCGAAGCUCAAGAAAUGCAUAUUCUGCUAAUCCUUCUGGCAAUUUACCGUCACUGUUAGAUUUCGCUCCACCACCGGAUGCAGUAGAGAAGGCUAGGAUCGAACGAGAGGAAGUACAUCUAAGAAUGCGAGAAGAAGAACUCAGACGCCGUGAACAAGAGCUGAUCAUGGAGCAACAGCGAGCGAUUCGUCAACGAGCGGCACCAACAACUCAGUACAGGCGCAUUGCACCACCAAGUCGUCCGAAGAAUGCCACAUUUCCGAAAUUACGAAGUUCAAUCACACGACGUCCAGUCCUCACAAAGCGCAUGAACAAGUCGUCGUCGCGGAGAAAGUUACCGGAGAGGCGAAGGGUCGAAAAGACUCGUGAGAAAUCGAGGAAAGAUGUGAAAUUGCCGGCUAAACAGAAACGAACGGUGAAGCGAGAAGUCAAGGAAGAAAACACUAGCAAGAAGAAGGCCUCUGGAGCAGAAGAUCCGUCAAAAAAGUCCGGCCAUGACCGUACUACGGAAGGGUUGAUAGAGCAAAUACUCGGAAAGUAUAAACGCGAAGGCCUUUUGCCGAGAACCCGUUAUCUGAAAAAGCUGUUCGAGUUUUGCGAUGUGAACUUGUUGGAAGACGAGCUUUGUAGGGAGGCAGCGGCUCUUAUACCUAAAGUGCAGUUGCCCACUAAGGACGAUUACAAGACACGUACUUGCAUCAGGACUUACAAUCCAACAGUGUUUGGGCCUCUUGAUCAAUAUGUUCCAUUAGGACUUUUCGAGGAAGAGGUCAAGGUACACGAUAUUGCAAAUGACACGGAAUCGGACAAGAUUCUAGCGGAUCUUCGGAAAGCACUUGCUGGAUUUCCUGAAUCCUCAGCCGCUUGA